Molecule: messenger RNA, 2582 nt
Organism: Cercospora beticola
Lineage: Eukaryota; Fungi; Ascomycota; Dothideomycetes; Mycosphaerellales; Mycosphaerellaceae
Product: S8 family peptidase
Biological process (GO): proteolysis
Molecular function (GO): serine-type endopeptidase activity
Source: RefSeq, a predicted model, not a curated record
GACCGAGACAUGCCUUGUGCCUUUUCCCUGGCUCGGCAGUCGGUGGUUUUCCAACGUUAAGCUUAUCUGAGCUGCCAACGUUGGGAAGGGUCCAAGUGGCGCAACGGCGCAACAGCGCAGCUGCCAGCAGGAGUCUGUCGUCUCCUUGGCCUUGGCCUACCUCUGCCGUUACUCCGACGGUACAUGCGACAUCACCACGCAGUAGCAGUGAAGUCGCUCCGUUCGCAGUCGAAGCCGAGACACUGCGCAGCGUUCAACUUUCGGCGAGCCCAAGACAUCAUCGUGUCCAAAACCCCGGAGCGUGCUGUACUACGAUGGACAUUGCGGUGCUCGCAAUUUUCGUGAGGAGCACGACAUGUCCUUGCGCAAGCCAUUUCCGCGAGUGAUAGGUCCUGCACGAAGGAUCAAAUGCAGCCUUCUCCCCGCCGUAUAUCCGAUUGCACUUAUCUCGGACUUGCCAACUACUACAACGUCACCUCCUGGUAUACUUUCCUGUGGUCGAAUGCUACUCUACUGCCCAGCUCUUGAAUACGAGCGGGCUGUAUAGUCCAGAACGUAUGCGCAAUUGCUGGACAACAUUAGCCGUGGCGUUCAACAAAGUGCCACUCAGCGCGAGUACCUACCACGCCGUAACCCAAGAGAAACGCCUCCAAGAAUAAGAUUUGAGGAUAAGCUUGAGAGUGCACGGAUACGGAAAGAUCUGCUUAGCAAGUGCUCGACGUCCCUGGUGACUGGACGCUCCGUUAAACUUUCUGCAAACAAAGUUCUGGCAGCUCGACGCCUUUUCCCUUGGCAUGCUUGACACCUUACGAAGCAGGAAGGAGUUGCUCUUUGCCAAGAGCAUAUGAGGUAGCGAACGUCAGCACUCCUCCGAUGUGUCUCGGUGCUGUGCCUCGGCCGUUGGUCCACUCCCACCACGCGAAAUGGUCAGUCUCUGUGCCGAUCUAAACUAUCCUCGAAUUCGGCCUCUUCCCGCUUGGGAACUGUGGAGGCGCUGCUCGCACUCCCAUGCCUUACAAUGAUGUCUGUGCGAUGCCAAGAUUGGGGUAUUGACGAUCUUUGUGCUGGCAAGCGAAUGAAGGGUUACAGACCGGCGAUGGCAUUACCAGAGGCAGACACCAGAUCGUCUUGUGGGUCGGUCGCGCAUGAGGCGCUCACGAAUGCUACCAUUUGCCAAUUGAGAUCACCAGGCAAGUAUAUAGUGCUUGCGAGUCCCUUGCCACAUCUGCGAUCAGUUUCUCAUCAGUCCGCUAUUCAUCUUCAAUAUGCGUUCUUUCAUUGCUGCCCUGCUGGCCGUGCCAGCCGCAAUCGCUGCGCCUGUCCUCCUCAACACCAGACAAGAAGAUUCCAUUGCCGGAUCAUGGAUCGUUCGCGUCAACCAGAAUAGCGUCCUGUCCGACGUGAUCUCGCAGGUCUCAUCCGCGCUCGGUGGAGCUGAGGCUAAGCACACCUAUGAGUUCGGCAACUUCAAGGGUUUCUCCAUCGAUGGAGUUGACAACCUUCUUGGUUUGGUGGCCAAUAUCGCCUCGAUCGAGUCCAUUGAGCCAAACACUCGCGUCACAACCUCGGCGCUCGUCACACAGUCGAAUGUCCCAUCGUACGGUCUGGCCCGUAUCUCGCACCGUGAAAACGGCGCCACUGACUACGUCUACGACGACUCCGCUGGAGAGGGUACUUUCUCGUAUAUCAUCGAUACAGGUAUCAGGACAACACACCAGGAUUUCGGUGGCCGUGCCGUCUUCGGUGCCAGCUUCGUUGAUGGCGAGCAAGAGGGUGAUGGAAAUGGACACGGUACUCACGUCGCUGGCACAACUGGCUCAACCACCUACGGUGUCGCCAAGAAGACUACUCUCAUCGCCGUGAAGGUUCUCGGAGCUGAGGGAUCUGGAUCCAACGCCGGUGUCCUCGCAGGUAUCGACUGGGCCGUCAAUGACGCCAAGUCCAAGGGCCGCAUCGGCAAGGCCGUCGGCAACUUGUCUCUGGGUGGUCCUCUCAGCCCAGCCACCAACGCCGCUGUCGCUGAGGCCGUCGCCGAGGGUCUCUUCCUCGCUGUCGCCGCUGGUAACUCUGGUCUCCCAACCAUCACUGCCUCUCCAGCUUCUGCUCCAGAGGUCUGCACCGUCGGUGCUUCCGAUGACCAGGAUCGCCGCGCUUCGUACUCCAACUUCGGUCUCCUUGUUGACGUUUUCGCCCCUGGCUCAAACAUCACCUCCACCUGGAUCGAUAGCGACUCUGACACCAACACCAUCUCCGGUACUUCCAUGGCUAGCCCUCACGUUGCUGGUCUUGGUGCCUACCUUUUGGCACUCGAGGGUCCACAAGAUCCUCAGGCACUCUGCAGCCGCAUCCAGGAGUUGAGCACCAAGAACGCUCUUAACCUUGGUCUGCAACUCUUCUCUGGAAACAGACUUGCCUACAACGGCAAUGGUGCUUAGAUAGUGCCAGAAAUGCAUGGAAUGACACGGGCUCUUGAAGGGUCGCUGUAUGAUCAUGAUGAUGAACAUGUAACUAUGCCGAACGGGCUAAGAUGGACUACUGCAGUCAUCUUGUAAAGAAUGAAUAAAAUGAACUUCACACCAAUC